This is a messenger RNA of Cordyceps fumosorosea ARSEF 2679, 1854 nucleotides long. Its product is annotated as late sexual development protein. The transcript has 4 exons. Lineage: Eukaryota; Fungi; Ascomycota; Sordariomycetes; Hypocreales; Cordycipitaceae. Bases 1 to 1854 code for a protein of 617 amino acids. The record is from RefSeq and is a predicted model, not a curated record.
AUGCCAGGCAAUAUCGCUACCCCAGAAGAAUGGCGCGCAGCGCGCCUCGCACUCCUCGCCAAGGAAAAGGCGCUCGUCAAGGCACACGAGGAGCUCGUCGCCGAGCGUCAGCGCCUCCCCAUGCUGCCUGUGACCAAGGACUACGCCUUCACCGGGCCUGACGGUCCGCUCUCCCUCAAGGACCUCUUCGGCGGGCACUCGCAGCUCGUCAUCUACCACUACAUGUUCGACCCGGCGUGGGAGGACGGCUGCGACGGCUGCGCGUUCACGCUGGCCAACGCCCCAGACCACCGUCACCUUGCCGAGAAGGACACGGCGCUGGUCAUCGUCUCGCGCGCGCCUAUGGACAAGAUCGCGCGCUGGAAGGCCAGGAACUUCUGGGCCGUUCCGUGGGUAAGCAGCUACGGCGGCGACUUCAACUACGACUACCACGUCACGCUGGAUGAGAAGGUGGUGCCGAUCGAGUACGGCUACCGCAGCAAGGCGGAGUUGGAUACGGCGGGUGUCAAGAACAUUGAGGGUGAGCAGCCCGGCAUCAGCGUGUUCAAGUUGGAGGGCGACCAGGUGUACCACACGUACAGCAAUUUCCAUGCCAUCGACGGCAUCGCUGGCAUCAAUGGCUAUCUGGAACUUACCCCGUCUGGCCGGAACGAGGGCGAGACUCCUUGCGCUUUUAAGCUACCUUGGGAGCUCGCUGAGGAGGCGGCAGGGCACUCGAAACGCGACGAUAUAUUCCAGCAGGAAAUGCUUCUUUGCAGAUCUUGCGUGCCUAUCAUAGGCCUGCUUGGGGCCGUCUCGGCCGCGGUCAUACCCAACAACGACGGCUUCCCAAAGCCCGACACACAGCAAUCACUCUCCCUCGCCAAAGAAGCCGGCGGGCUGCUGCCCAAUGUACCGCUGCCGACCAAGCUAGGGCCGGGGAGCAAGACGACGUUCCAGCUCAUCGCCUUCAACGAGCUCUUCGAGACCGCUUUCUUCGACUCGCUGCUGCAAAAUGUCACUAAGGGCGUGCAAGGCUAUAAAGUCGAGCAACAUGGUGAAAAAAUUACCAAGAUAUUGACGACCGUGCGAGCGCAAGAAGAGCAGCACGCCAUCGCCGCCGUCGCCGCCCUCAAGACCGCCGGCGAGUUCUCGCCCUCCGCGUGCGAGUACCAGUUCCCGACCAGCGACCUCCCCGGCGCCAUCCACCUCGCCGAGACGCUCACCGCCGUUGUCCUUGGCGCGCUGCAGGGCGCCAACGUCGCCUUCGCCAAAGAGGGUCUGACCGUGCCCAUCCAGCUCAUCUCCUCCGUCAUCGGGCAGGAGGGCGAGCAGAACGGCUUCUACCGCCACCUGAUCAAGCAAGUCCCGUCCGAGUCGCCCUUCCUGACCGCCGUGCCUGCCGGCUUCGCCUUCUCCGCCCUGCAGGCCUUUGUCGUGCCCGGCUCGUGCCCGUACCCGCUCUCCAACAUCGACCUGCCGAUCCUCGCGCCGCUCGCGGUCAACGGCGGGCCCAUCGCGGCCAUCGAGCCCAAGGACCAGCGCCUGUCGUUCUCGGCGGACCUGACGGGCGUCAAGAACUGCACGGCGUACAUGGGCGGUGACACCGCGGACAAGCUCUGGCUCACCUACGCGACCGGCCAGCAAAAGCCCAUCUCCGUGCCGAUCGACAAGGUCAAGUGGACCGACAAGAAGAUUGAGUUCGAGGCCGACUUUCCAUUUGAGAAGAAUGUCAUGAUGGGAUUCAGCCACGCGGCGCUGACGACGGGCAAGGAUUUCCAGACAGUUGAUGAUGUUGUUUGCGCGACGCUGGCGGCUCCCGCGAUUAUUCAGGUGGAAAAUACAUCGGACUGUAAGAAGCUGGCGGAGCUGUAA